Brugia malayi is the source of this 792-nucleotide messenger RNA. RefSeq lists its product as uncharacterized. The record is from RefSeq and is a predicted model, not a curated record. Gene Ontology annotation, molecular function: mannosyltransferase activity. The annotation marks the transcript as partial. NCBI's taxonomy places the organism in Eukaryota, Metazoa, Nematoda, Chromadorea, Rhabditida, Onchocercidae. The transcript has 4 exons. Gene Ontology annotation, cellular component: endoplasmic reticulum. Gene Ontology annotation, biological process: endoplasmic reticulum unfolded protein response; protein O-linked glycosylation via mannose.
AUGAAAUGGAAAAGCAGUUCACGGAAAUUACAACAAUUCGGUCAACGAUUGACCGUAACACGACAGUAUGACGAGUUAGCUGCAUACUUUCAUUUGACAAUUAUUACGGUAGCAGCAAUUUUAAGUUUUAGUGGUAAUAUCAAUGGUAAUUUUGUAUUUGAUGAUCGAGAAGCUAUCAUCAAUAAUAAAGCUAUUCGACAAAUUGGAAAAAUUUUGGAAAGUGAUUUUUGGGGUUAUCCGAUACGAUCAACACGUAGUCAUAAGUCAUAUCGUCCGGUUACUACUAUUACUUUUGCGAUCAAUUAUGCAAUAUCAGGUCUUCAUACUACAACUUAUCAUAUUGUUAAUAUCACAUUACAUGCAAUUAUUUGUGUAUUACUUUAUAAAAUACUAAUUAACCUAUCAAAAAUAUUUUAUGAAAAAUAUCCCAAUCGGAUAGCUUUUCAUGUUUCAUUGUUAUUUGCAAUCCAUCCAAUACAUUCUGAAGCAGUAGCAAGUAUAGUAGGUCGAUCUGAAUUAUUAAUGACAUUAUUUACACUUACUGCAUUACAUUUAUACAUCAAAUGUUGGUGUAAAUCAGAAUUUUCAAUGAAAUCAAAAUUUACGAUUGUAUCACUCAGCGCAAUCGCAUUGUUUAGUAAGGAACAAGGAAUUGUUGUUAUGCCACUUUGUGCAACAUUUGACAUUUGCGCAUCAAAUAUUUCACCAAUUCGAUUCUUUAUUGCAUUUAGAAAACGAAUGAAUAGUGAUGGAAGUAAUAAUGAAAUUGAUAAGAGUACAGCACAUAUAAUU